AUGGCCAAGAUCAAAAUAGCCAAGACGCAAAAAUUGGCAUGUCCGGAGUGUUUUAUUUUUUGGUUUGAGGAAGUAAGUGGCUAAAAUAAUAUUAUUUCUUCUUUUAUUUAGGCGACAGCUUACUUUAUGCCUUCAAAAAGCAUGGUUAGCACCUCGUGUGUGGCUUAGGAGAUGAAUUUUUGAAUUCACUUGCCAUGGAGAACAUUAUUUUUAAUUUUGUUUAUUUCAGGACGUUUAUGAGACGAUAAAGCGAACAAAUAUCUUCAAGCGAGGAGACAAGGUUGCUGUUGGGGUGUCGGGAGGCAAAGAUUCGACUGUUCUUGCGAACACAUUGGAUGUGUUGAAUAAGAGGCACGAUCUUGGGCUGGACCUUGUUUUAGUCUGUAUUGAUGAGGGAAUUGCUGGUAGGUUAAUUUUACAUCUGUUUUUUGGUGUUUAGAUGUUUUGUUCAAGUCGCUUCGGAAGCAAUGGCAUGUGGUUUUCGGCAUAAAUAGGGACCUUUUUCGAAAACAUUAUACUAGAUGGGGUAGUCUAAAGUUUUUGAUAUUUUCACUUGAUUUUGAUGGAUGUUUUGACGGAAAAAGAUGUAGAAUAGCUGAAGACGGUGUCUGAGCUGCUUGUGAUAGCUUUUAAACGAAGAAAACUUAUUUUAUUUAUGACGGUUUUUCCAAAUUUUAAUUUUUAGGUUAUCGAGAUGGUUCAAUCGAAGAAGUGCACAAAAAUGAGUCGGACCUUGGCCUAAAACUGGUGAUCCUCAGUUAUAAGCGGAUAUAUGGCUGGACAAUGGACGAGAUAGUGAAGAAAAUCGGCAACAAGAACAAUUGCACGUUUUGCGGCGUUUUCCGCCGACAAGCAUUGGAUCGGGGAGCGAUGUUGGUGGGAGCCGUGAAGCUCGUCACCGGUCAUAAUGCCGAUGACAUGGCCGAAACAGUCCUAUUGAAUAUGCUCAGAGGAGAUGUCCCACGUUUACAGCGGUGUACGGCGCCAAUGACGGGACAAGAGGGUCAACUGCCGCGAGUAAAGCCGUUCAAAUACACAUAUGAGAAGGAUAUUGUAAUGUAUGCGUAUCAUCGGAAGUUGCCUUAUUUUUGCGUGGACUGCAAAUACGCCACGAAUGCUCAUCGAGGCUAUGCAAGGUGAGGUUUUAUUUUAGUUUCUCUGAUUUUAGGUAUAAAAAAACUUGCGAAAUUCGAUAAACUAUGGGGAUUUAUGACUGGUUUCUAGUUGUAAUGGCCGUAAUAAAGUCUUAUGGUCGGCUCUUAAAGACGUCAGGCGGGUAAAAUUGUGCUCGAUUGUUUUACAUGAGGUGGGAUUCGAACUCGGGACCUUUCGAGUCUUAGGCUAGCGCAUUAUCAGUUGCGCCACAAAGACACAUGACCGUAUUUUAGGCCAUUUGGAAGUCUGUUGUAGAAAUAGGCUGCAAUAUGAUUGUCAGGGGCGGAAAACAGCGUUUUUAAUGUAUCAUUGAUACUGAUAUUAUACUAGACAUUAAAAAGUCCGGUUUUUUGCUCUAAAAUAUUUUUUCCAGAGUCCUAGUAAAAGAACUGGAAAGAGAACGUCCUCAAGCCAUAUUGGACCUAAUAACCUCGGGACACCAGAUUGCGGCCAAGGACGACGUUAAACAACCAGUCGAACGGAGGUGCAAUCGAUGUGGAUUCAUGUCAAGUCAGACAAUAUGCAAGGCGUGCCUGUUGUUGCACGGCUUGGAUACGGGCAAUGUAUCGCUGGGAGUGUCGAAAAAAGGGAAAUUGACUGAUGCCGAGGUGACUGAGUUCACGAAAAAUAAAAUCGAACGGUUGGCCCUGGAUGAGAACCGCAAUAAUAAGGUGGGAUGUGGAAAUGGAUGUGGAGAAGGAGGUUGCGGAGGGGCGAAUGUGGAUUUUUAA
Messenger RNA from Bursaphelenchus xylophilus (pine wood nematode), 1886 nucleotides. The record is from the annotation of a GenBank genome assembly. NCBI's taxonomy places the organism in Eukaryota, Metazoa, Nematoda, Chromadorea, Rhabditida, Aphelenchoididae.